AAGAUUACCAUUUCACCUCUACUGCAGGUAGAGUAAACCAUUGUUGUUAUAAAUCAUACCUCAAGGUGGUGUCCUCUCACCGUUUUAGUUUUUGAAAUGGAAACCCUCCCCUCAUAUUUUUUAUGUAAAUUAGGGUGAAUAUCCUGCAGCGUUUCUCUGCUCUCGUCUCACCACAGUGUGUCUAUUCGUCUAAAAUUUCGAAACUGUGUAUUUUAUUAUUUACGUUUUAUCAGAAAGGAGAGAAUCGGAGGCCGGCAGUUGUUUUUGAAGCAUGGGCGAGGCUGUAUCUGGAGUGAAGUGGCAACUGCUGUCUUUGUUUUAUUUAACGUUGAUCCGGAUAGGGUACACGGAUAUUCGGUAUGCUGUUCAGGAGGAAACUAAGAAAAAUCAUAUCAUUGGAAGCCUGAGCAAGGAUCUGAAUCUGGAAUUAAACCGACUAAAAACUCGUAAUGCACGAGUGGAAUACCAGGGGGAGCGACGAUAUUGUGGAGUUGAUGUGAAUACUGGGAAUGUCAUUGUUCUUGAGAGAGUGGACCGAGAGGUAAUUUGUGGCACAAACGCUCCUUGUAUUCUGCAUUUUGAAUUUAUCCUGGAGAACCCACUUGAACUGCAUAACAUUGCGUUAGAAAUACAAGACAUCAAUGACAAUGCUCCCGGCUUUCCUAAAGAUUCCAUCAAAUUAGAAAUAAGCGAGAAUGAACCAACUGGGUCUCGAUUCCAGGUGGCUCGUGCACGGGAUGUAGAUGUCGGAAUAAAUUCGGUACAAAAUUAUGUACUCAGUCAAAACGAGCAUUUUGUAUUGGACCAGAGAGCAGACAAGGGCAGAUAUGUAGACAUAGUGCUUAAACAUAGUCUUGAUCGUGAAAGAGAGGGGGAGUAUUCGUUAGAGUUGACUGCUGUCGACGGCGGUAAUCCUCCUCAAUCAGGCUCGGUUGUCAUACAGAUUUUUGUUACUGACAUCAACGAUAACUCCCCGGUUUUCUCACAAUCAAUAUACAGGGUUGUAAUGUUUGAAAACUCGCCACCUGGAACCUCUGCUGUCAGAGUUAGCGCAAGUGACUUAGAUAUUGGCGCAAACGGAAAGGUGACCUAUUAUAUGAAUCAUGUGUCAGCAAAGACAGAAGGUUUAUUUGAAAUUGACCUAAAUACCGGAGAAGUUAAGGUACUCGGCCCGCUGGACCACGAAAAGUCCUCCUCUUAUGAAUUGGAAGUCCAAGCUGAAGAUGGAGGUGGCCAAGCCGGACACUGCAAGGUAUUAGUUGAGAUAUCCGAUGUAAACGACAAUGCACCAGUAAUAAUAGUAAAAUCACUUGUGAACCCAGUCUCUGAGAAUGCCCCGCCUGGGACUGAGAUCGCAGUGAUUAAUGUUAAGGACCAAGACGCAGGGGAAAACAGCAGAGUCAAAUGUUCCAUCAACGAAAAUACUCCAUUCAAACUGCAGUCGUCGAUAAAAAAUUACUUUACGUUGUCUACUAUCGCUGCCCUUGAUCGGGAGCAUAUUGCUGAAUAUAAUGUAACAGUGACCGCUACAGAUGGAGGGUUACCAUCGCUUUCUUCAACUGCCGUUUUAACGUUUCAAAUAUCAGAUAUAAAUGAUAACCCUCCUGUAUUUGAAGAGCAGUCCUACAGCGCAUAUGUGACUGAGAAUAACAAGCCUGGCUCCUCUGUCUGUUCUGUUACUGCGAGAGACCUAGACUGGAGACAGAAUGGCACAGUGUUCUACUCUCUGUUGCCCAGUGAGGUCAAUGGUGUUCCAGUCUCCUCAUAUUUAUCCAUUAAUGGAGACACAGGGGUGAUCCAUGCUGUGAGGCCCUUUGACUAUGAGCAGUUCAGAAGCUUCAAAGUUCAGGUUGUAGCCAGAGACAAUGGUUCUCCUCCACUCAGCAGCAACGUGACUGUGAGUGUGUUCAUAACAGAUGAGAAUGAUAACUCUCCUCAGAUAUUAUACCCUACUCCAGAAGGAAACUCCUUCAUGACUGAGAUGGUUCCUAAAGCUGCUCUUUCUGGCUCGCUGGUCUCCAAAGUGAUCGCUGUUGAUGCUGACUCUGGACAGAACGCGUGGCUGUCAUAUCAGAUCGUGAAGUCGACUGAUCCGGGACUUUUCACUAUUGGUCUCCACAGUGGAGAGAUCAGGGCUCAGAGGGACAUUUCUGAAUCUGACAGCAUGAAGCAGAACCUUGUGAUCUCAGUGAAAGAUAACGGACAGCCCUCUCUCUCUACAACCUGUGCCGUAUAUUUACUCAUCUCUGAUAACUUGGCUGAAGUUCCUGAACUAAAAGACAUGUCUUAUGAGGAGAGCAAUUCUAAACUCACAUCUUAUCUGAUCAUUGCUCUGGUCUCUGUUUCCACCUUUUUCAUCACCUUCAUUAUUGUCAUUGUGGCUUUGAGGAUUUGCCGAAGGAGAAAGCCCAGACUUUUGUUUGAUGGAGCAGUAGCCAUUUCUGGCGCAUACUUACCUCCCAACUAUGCAGAUGUUGAUGGAACUGGAACUCUCCGUAGCGCUUACAAUUAUGACGCCUAUAUGACGACAGGGUCACGUACAAGUGACUUUAAGUUUGUUACAUCCUACAAUGACAAUACGCUGAGUUUGGAUAGCACAUUACCAAAACGCAACAUGGAUUUCAGUGACGGUACCUCUCUGCUUAAAAUUGAAUCAACUGAGGUAAGCUGAGUAUCAUGUAUUCAUUUCAUUGUUGCUGUUAUUAUUUCCUCUUGUAUGGUUAUUUAUUGGAAAGCUGCUGCAGUGUGAUGAAGUGAAUUUCUGUUUUCCGGUUUUGACAUCAACUAAAUGUGUUUAAAAGAGAAAUGUAACCUUAUUGGUGAUGUUGGCCACAAGCUUGUUUC
Molecule: messenger RNA, 2844 nt
Organism: Clupea harengus (Atlantic herring)
Lineage: Eukaryota; Metazoa; Chordata; Actinopteri; Clupeiformes; Clupeidae
Product: protocadherin gamma-A11-like
Exons: 1
Coding region: 272-2671 (799 amino acids)
Source: RefSeq, a predicted model, not a curated record